UCCUGCCGCAAGGAUGGACGUGCGCUCCAUGUCAUCCAUGUUAACUGCAAUUUUGAACUUACAUUGUGCCACAUUUAAAAUGAAAACAGAAAAAGACAACAAAAUAAUAAAGCAACAAAAACAAGCCAAAAGAGUCAUUUAAUAACUAAAUCCCAACCAAACGCUUUGGUCACGUUCGAGACGGGGAAUAUACACACAGAGAAACAUCAUAAUCAUGGACUACUCUACUCCGACGCUAAGUGUGGGCGAGAGACUGUGUGGCAGUGACUGAGUGACGAGUGAUUGUGUGUGUUGGUGUGUGGUAUACCUUUUCCUAUAUAUAUACAUAUAUAAACGCGCGUGUGUGUGUGUGUGUGUAUGGAUGAGGAGGGCCGACAACCUAAUGUGCUUCUUACAUAUACAUGAAAAUAAUAAUACAAAAGCCAAAGUCGUCGUCGCUGUUUCACCUCGUGCGUGUUGUGUCCAUCGCGUUGUCGAGUCGUUGUUGGAGUGCUAAGAACGGAAAUAUUUGAAAAUCCGGAAAGAACACACAUAGAACACUAAAAAUAUAGAUGCGAAAAACUGUGAACACAAAUUGAAAGAUGUAAUUGGAAAUGUGGUUAAACAAGAUAUAUGAAAUUACUUGCCAUUGCGCAAUCGACUAUCGAAAAAAAUCGAGAAUCUAUAAGUAAACUGAAACAUAUAUAGAGAUUGUAACUCAAUUAGCAUUGCGAAUGGAUUCAGAUAAGGUGACCAUGAUGAUGCUGAUGAUGCUGGGGAUGAGGCUAAGGUUGCAGCUCCUUCUGGCUGGUAUUUCAAAUCGAAGCUUGUCAAGUCUGAAGUCUGACUAUUAAAUCAAACACAAUUUUGUGUCUUGUGUCUCGGAAUUUUAACAACAAUAAACGAAAGCAUCAAGAAUAUAUAUACAUAUAUAUAUAUAUAACGCAAGCGUAAAAUAUGUCGACAGACUACCCAAGCCCAUUGAAAGUGAUUUGCUUUAUACAACUGUUCUGGCUGGUCCUGCUAUUGGAAUGCGGUGUGGUCAUCAGCGAAGUGCCUCCACAUUACUGGGAAACGCCGUAUUCGCAGCCCUAUUUCGACAACUCGUCUCGUCGCGAGGUCACGGCAACGGUGGGCCAGGCGGCUCUGAUGCACUGUCGGGUCAGGAAUCUGGGAGAUCGGGCGGUAUCUUGGAUUCGUAAACGUGAUCUGCACAUACUUACCGUUGGCAUUCUUACCUACACCAAUGAUCAGCGUUUCCAGUCACUGCACUCGGAGGGUUCGGAUGAAUGGACUUUGCGUAUAUCGUCUCCCCAACCUCGUGAUUCGGGCACCUAUGAGUGUCAAGUGUCCACAGAGCCGAAAAUCAGUCAAGGCUUUCGACUGAAUGUUGUGGUGUCGCGUGCUAAAAUCCUGGGCAAUGCCGAGCUGUUCAUCAAGAGCGGCAGCGACAUCAAUCUCACCUGCCUGGCGAUGCAGUCGCCGGUGCCACCAUCGUUCAUCUACUGGUACAAAGGCAAGCGGGUCAUGAAUUAUUCUCAGCGCGGCGGCAUUAAUGUCAUCACGGAGCGUUCCACGCGCACCAGUAAACUGCUGAUAGCCAAGGCCACGCCAGCGGACUCGGGCAACUACACGUGCUCGCCGAGCAGCUCAGACUCCGCCUCGGUGGUGGUGCAUGUCAUAAACGGUGAGCAUCCGGCAGCCAUGCAGCAUGGCAAUAGUAGUGCCAGCUCCUUGCGCUGGAAUUCAGUGCCUUUACUUGCCAUUACGACGACAACGACAGUUGCGGUGGCUGUCACUUGGAACUGGAACUGGAGCAGCACUGCUCAAAGCGUUUUCCGUGGCGGCGGCAGUGUCUUAAUUUCGUGGCUGCCAGAGGCAUGGCAUCGCUUAAGUUGGGCACGGACUCGGAGUUGGAGCUGAUGGUGCAGCCAUCCUCGUCGUCGCUAGCUGAAUGACAGCCCCGGCCUAGUUGGGGCUGCUCUCCAUCGUCUCAUCUGUGUAGUGUUAAUGAUGCAUUUAAUGUGUAUGUGUGUUUUGGUGGUUGAUAGUUGGUAGUAAACGGACGGACAGACGAACGAACGGACGGACAGAAGCAAGGAAGUAAGGCAAAAAAUGGAAAUGAACUAGUGUAUAUAAAAGAACGUGUCCUUUAAUAAGUAUUAUCUAUAAGAAUUAUUCAUGGCAGAAAGAAAAAAACCAAAAUGAAAUAUGAGAGUAUUAUGAGAGUAUGAUGCAACUGUAUAAGAAACAAAAACAACAACAUCACCAACAACAAAAUAUGCCCAUAAACUAAGAUUAAUUAAAUUCUGGAAUCAUUCAUCUGGCAUGUCUAACUGGGAGUAACUUUUUUUCCACAAGACUUUUCAAAUACUCUUCAUUGAGGAGAAUAUUAGUUCCAUCUUAAAGUCGAUUCGCCUAUCUUUUUCCCAUCUAGAUGACUUUUAUAUUAAGAUAACUUUGUUUUGCACUUACCCCAAACAUUUGGAGGGCUAAAAUGUUGCUCCGUUAAGCAAUUUUACCUUCAUUUUUGCUUCGUAUUGAAAUUUACUUCAUAAAGUUAGUGUUCUUAAUGGAAUAAAAUUUAAAAAGACUCCCUUUACAAGGUAUUAAUGCUUCGGUAUGCCGAAAUGAACUUUAUUUUCUUGUUGUUUAAAUUAAAACCAUUGUCGUGAAAAAAAGUUACGCGUAAUUGCCUAGAAAGAGCUCCCAAACCCAAGUGGGGCGCACGUGUCACUCACAAAAAAUUGGCCCAAACUCUUGACUCUGCCAUCUCUGCACAUUGUUGUUGUUCUCUUUCCUUUGU
Molecule: messenger RNA, 2785 nt
Organism: Drosophila willistoni
Lineage: Eukaryota; Metazoa; Arthropoda; Insecta; Diptera; Drosophilidae
Gene: dpr4
Product: hemicentin-1
Exons: 6
Coding region: 937-1902 (321 amino acids)
Biological process (GO): synapse organization
Cellular component (GO): neuron projection membrane
Source: RefSeq, a predicted model, not a curated record